AUGGCGGCCAAGUUCAUUGUGGUCCUCACUUGCUUCGCCUUAUGUCAGUCCACUCCACUCCUUAUAAACGGUAUCAUAUAUCGUGAAGGGCGAAACUUACCAGGAGACGACAAUAAUGUGAACAGCGCUGAAGUCAUCAACGUACGAUUUGCGCCAAGGGAAGGGAUUGCCGAAGUCUACCCACAACAAGCUGACGCUCAAGCUGAAGCAUACGAUGUUCAAGGGAACUCCGCUAAAUCUGUUGCACACGCACAAAACGGAGUUGCAUAUGUCCCCAUUCCUCCACCUGCAACGAUCCUGUCGUACCAAAAUUUCGAAGCACCAGCGGAAGCACGAAGCGAAAUCCCUGCACUAACAUCUGCUCAAUCUUCCGCUAUCCGCAAUGGCAACUACGAAUCUUCUGUUUCAUCAGCUGCUGCCACUGGCUCUGAUUCAGCGCAGUCGUCAGCUCACACUCAAGGUGUUGGCACUACUGGUGUAACUUCUUCUAACGCUAACGUCUACGGCUCUAGAUUCAGUUCUGCAUCUUCAAAUGCAAACAAUGGACAUGGAUCAACUGUAACAGCAGCUGAAACACAGGCUGACGGAGUUAAUUCUGCAUCCUCUAAAACACAAAGUGGUCUUGGUACUACUUCAGCCGAAAGCAAGACAAACGGAGGAUAUGGGUCAGCUUCUUCUUCACUGAACGACGUUGCUGGAAAUGCGGUCAUCUCUUCAGCCAAUACACAAGGAUAUGGUGCGGCUGCUAACGCAAAUAUAAAUCAAAUUAAUGGAGCCUCCGUUGCAAAGACCACCAGUCAAAAGGGUAUCAGCUGGCAUUUCGGAACUCUUUAUGGAACGCCGUCAAACGUUGCCCACGUACACGCCGAUAGUCAAGCGGGAGCGGGUAUUGCUAAAUCCACCGCUCAAAGCCACGGUGAUAAUUCUUUAAGGUACGGAACGGCCAAUGCAAACGCUAACGUCAACGGUGCAGGAUAUGCCAACUCAGCUGCUAAUACUCAAGGAUCGGGAUUCGGUGCCGCCACACCUACAGUUAAUACACACGGUUUUGGAACUGUCCAAUCCGCUUCUGACGGGAAUGCAGCUGGUUAUACAAACUCGAUUGCUAGUACUCAUGGUUCUGGGUACGGAUCUGCAAACACAGUAGCUGAUGUGCAGAAUGCUGUAGGUCGUAUUAAUUCAGUAGCACAAUCUCAAGGUUAUGGUGCUGCUAAAUCAGUUGCAAGCGCCAAUGGAGUAGGCUACGUUCAAUCAGCUACGAACACCAAUGGUUACGUAAAUGCCAAUUCCGUAGGUGGCACACAAGGAGUUUAUGGAUCUUUACAAUCCGCUGCCGACGUUAGCGGUGCAGGAUUUGCUAAUUCCGUUGCCAACGGAUACGGCAAUGCAAACUACUUUGCCAACGGAUACGGUAAUGCAAACUACAUUGCCAACGGAUAUGGUAAUGCAAAUUCCUUUGCCAACAACGGUUUCGGAUCCGCCAAAUCAUACGCCAACGCUAAUGGAUUGGGCUACGGUUUCGUGAACACAGGUGCACAUGUUCAUGGAGCUGGUUACGCCAAAUCCUCUGCCAACAGCAACGGGCUGGGCUAUGGAUCUGCCGUCUCAUCUGUAAAUGGUUUUGGAUCAAGUAAUUCUAAUUCCAUUUCUCAUGGCACUGGUUUUGGAGGAUCUGGUACUAUUGCAAAUGCCCAAUCAUCAGGGUUAGGUCAUGCUUCGUCUUCUGCGAAUUUGCAGGGCUUGGCUCCCGGCUACAGGGUUGUCAACUCGGCAGCCGAUACUCAUGGUUUCGGUUCGGCCCACGCUAGUGCACAGAGCUUGUAA
Messenger RNA from Parnassius apollo (apollo), 1824 nucleotides. The record is from the annotation of a GenBank genome assembly. NCBI's taxonomy places the organism in Eukaryota, Metazoa, Arthropoda, Insecta, Lepidoptera, Papilionidae.